Neocloeon triangulifer is the source of this 5335-nucleotide messenger RNA. RefSeq names its product probable helicase with zinc finger domain (gene Helz). NCBI's taxonomy places the organism in Eukaryota, Metazoa, Arthropoda, Insecta, Ephemeroptera, Baetidae. Bases 248 to 5008 code for a protein of 1586 amino acids. Gene Ontology annotation, cellular component: P granule; cytosol. The record is from RefSeq and is a predicted model, not a curated record. The transcript has 16 exons. Gene Ontology annotation, biological process: regulatory ncRNA-mediated post-transcriptional gene silencing. Gene Ontology annotation, molecular function: helicase activity; metal ion binding.
GCAGGGAAAGUAGGGGAGGCGCUGUCUCGCGGUGCUGCCAGAAUGAUGAUGUCAUGGCUGCCAAGCUGAGGUGGCCGGCGCUUCGAUUUAAAGACACACUCGAGAGCGUUAUGUAGUGGUCGAAAAGCGCCCGCGUCUCGAUCGACCAACAGCCGAAGAGUUCGAGCGAGCAAAGUUGGCGUCGAAAAUCGACGUUCACGACCGAUAAACACGCCACCGUGAUCGCUGGCGGGCGCGGCCGCGCGCGAUGAGCAAAAAGAGCGAAAACGUAAGCGUCCGAGGCGCAGGUGACGAUGAGAGCAAGUGGCGGUGGCGGCCACCGCCGCGCGGCGUCGGUGCCGACGCGUACACGUUGUGCGACGCGUGGAAAAACGGCGGGACGUGUCGCUAUGGCGUGCAGUGCGUCGAGGCGCACGGCCAGGACGAAUUGGACGAGUGGCGGUGCCGCUUCGAAGAACGGAAGGCCCGUCUCGCCACGAGCACGUACACCGAAGGCCUCCUGGAAAAGUGGAAUUCGUCCGACGAGAAGUCGGAAGUCAUCUCGGAGCAGCUGCCCGCGGGCGUUGCGUCCCUGACCUGCGAAGACCUAGCAAAUGUUGUCGCUGCCAACAAACACAGCAAGACGCAGUGGACCAUCUCUGCACAGUCUCUGGGCAAAACAAGGCUCAAGGUGGUCGCCCUGCUGCAGGAUAAUUGUCGAGAGCAAUUUCGACUCACCGAGAUCCAGAUUCGCUCUGGAAAUGGAACAGCGCACACAUGGCGUCCGAACACCAAUCAAGACUGGAAAGUUCCUGACAGUGCUUACAAAGGUCUGAAGGCUGAUGCCAAAGUUCACUACAAGAUAAAAGUUCAAUUUUCUACGGAAAUCUAUGGCACAUUCCGCCAGUCAAUUGUUUUUGACUUCGGUACCUUUCCUGUGACGGUGAAGCACGUCAGUGUAGAGGUCGUUCCUGGACCAAACAAAUCUGAAGAGGGCGAUGCGGUCGAGGGUGACCCUGAGGAGGAACAAGAACGCCUGGCAGAGGUCAGAAGUUUGGUGGUCAGUUCGGCUGGGCGCUGGGUUGACGGGAUCAACGCUUCGGUUAUCCCGUUCUUCUCGGACGCUUACAAAUGCUUGCCCUUGACCCAGCAGCCGAGGUACAUGCCCUCGGAUUCGGAUAAAAAACUGCUGGCCACCUACCCUGUACCCCAAGCAAACGAGUUUCCCUUCACUGAUGCUGUCAUGGAACGAGCAAUCACCAUGACAAACUACAUCGAAAGAUUACAUCAACUUCUUUUUAUUGAAGAACUUGCUAGGUACGACUUAGUGUCACAUUUCAACGUAGAAGUCAAGUUGCACUUGGCAUCGAGUUAUUUGUUGGCCACCACAUCAGCUCCAGGAAGUGGAGGUGGUGGAGGUGGCACGGCAAAGUAUGCGCCUCCAGGAGAGUUGUAUGCACACUUAGCCUUGAGCAAGGAUAUUUCGGAGGAUACUUGCUCUGGUAGACUCAUUUUAAACAACUGCACUUCAAUUUUCAUCUCCUCAGCAUCUGAAAAAGAGAAAAUGGAUAAAGAUACAAAACGAACCGUUUAUGAAGCGGUCAUCGAGGACAAGGGAAAGAAUGUUGUAUAUCUUCGGCUUUCGUCAGACUUAGUGAAAUACUACAACCUGAAAGCCGACAUGGAUUUCCCAGCAGAUGUUCAGUUCCAGCUUAAUAGGGUUCCAUUUUGCGAGUGGCACUAUUCCGUAGACCAGAUGAAACCCAACGUCAGUCUUGUUUUUCCUGAAACCACAAAGCAUCCGAGUAUCCCAUGGAAUCCUCAAAGGCAAUGGAAUGACAGUUUAGACUCGAGAUUGAAUCCGAAGCAGAGGGAAGCCGUAAUUGCAAUAACAACCCCAGUGGAAACUCCUUUGCCUCCCAUCCUGCUGAUAGGCCCUUUUGGCACUGGCAAGACUUACACCCUAGCACAAGGAAUCAAGCAAAUUCUGCUGCAGCCCAACACGAGAGUAUUAGUUUGCACGCACUCCAACAGUGCAGCAGAUCUGUACAUCAAAGACUACCUUCACCCCUAUGUGCUGGAUGGUCACGAGGAAGCAAGGCCUUUGAGAAUCUACUUCACUCAGAGAUGGGUGACGACCGUUCACCAAACUGUGCAAAAAUACUGUUUGAUCAAUGUUUCCGAAACAGAACGAACAUUUAGGAGUCCCACAGAAGAAGAUAUUAUGAGGCAUCGGGUUAUUGUUGUUACGUUGAGCAUAUCGACGUACCUCUCCAGCAUGGGACUGAAAAAAGGCCACUUCACCCACAUCUUGUUGGACGAAGCGGCUCAAGCAAUGGAGUGUGAGGCCAUCAUGCCUUUGGCAAUUGCAGAUGAAAACACGCGAAUUGUGCUUGCUGGAGACCACAUGCAGCUUAGCCCGGAGGUUCAUUCGCCUUUUGCUAGAGAGAAGGGGCUGCAUUUCUCCCUUUUGGAACGCUUGUACGACCAUUACCCCUCAACCUUCCCCUGCAAAAUUCUUCUAUGCGAAAACUACCGUGCCCACGAAGCAAUCAUUCAAUUUACAUCGGAGCUCUUUUAUGACCAAAAGUUGAUCAGUAGUGGAAACCAGCCCAGGCACGAAAAAUUAUACCCGCUAACAUUUUACACAACUAGAGGAGAGGACAUUCAAGAGACAAACAGUACGGCUUUUUACAAUAAUGCAGAGGUUUAUGAGUUGGUUGAACGUGUUGCUGAUUUGAGGAAAAAGUGGCCGAAAGAAUGGGGACGACUGGACGAGCAUAGCAUUGGUGUCAUGACGCCGUACGCAGAUCAGGUGUUUCGGAUUAGGGCUGAACUCAGAAAACGGCGAAUGGGAGGAGUGUCUGUGGAGAGAGUUUUGAACAUUCAAGGCAAGCAAUUCAGAGCAGUUUUUCUAAGCACCGUCAGAACAAGAAGUACCUGCAAGCCUGGAGCAAAAGAAGCCUCUGCUGAAGACAUGGAUUACGGAUUUCUAUCAAACUCAAAACUGCUGAACACUGCCAUCACCCGAGCACAGAGUUUGGUAGCAGUGGUGGGAGAUCCAGUGGCACUUUGUUCGAUAGGGCGAUGCAGGAAAGUUUGGGAAAAGUUCAUCAAUGUUUGCCACCAGAAUCGGAGCCUGUUUGGCAUCACAUGGGCUGCUCUGAGAGCUCAACUGGACGGAGUGGAGAUGAGAAGCACCUACACCCUAAAUCCUUUGGCGCCUGAAUUUGUACCUCGGCGCUUGCAGACCGAAAGCUCCGCACCAGCUUCUCAAGCUCCCGCCGCCUUUGCCGGUGCCAACCUCAACUACAACCAGCAAGUUCCGGUGCACCCUCAAAACAUCUACCCCCAAAUGUUCUUCAUGCCUCCGCCAGUCGUCAUGCAACACCCAAUGAUGUACCCACCAAACUGGAAGGCAAGAGCAGUUCCAUCUCCUCCACCCAAAGCGCCCCUGAUUCGACCGCAACCCACACCGUACUACCCUCCGUAUGCCGGCCAACAACCACGAAUACCCAUGGUUCCGGGCAUGCGACCUCCUCAGAUUCUGCCACCAGCAAUGCCGCCCCAGGCAAUGCCGCCUCUGCAACCUCCACCUCCACCCGUUGUGCCCUCGGCCCAGCCUAGAAUGUUCCCGGAACGACCGAACAGCCUCAACCACGAGAGUGAGCAACCCAAGCAGAUCCAGUUUCUGCACAAUGUGCAUUUCCCGGAGAGACACCCAUCACCUGCCACAAAUACAAAUAACUGGGACUCCAACGUGACGAACCAGAUGAUGGCUGAGAAAAACAUUCCACCAAACAUGGAUCCAAGGAGGGGAUAUCCACCUUCACCUCAGCAACCUCCCAUGAGACCGCAAUCCCAUCAAGGACCACCUCCACAAAACUCAGCUGGACACUCAAGAAUCUCACCCUUUCAGAACCUUUUGCCUCCAAAUAUAACCCUGGAAACGAUGUUGAAAAAUACUGCUAUGCAAUAUGAUUGGCACAAGACUUUGGUUGAAAAUUGUGGACCUGACGCUGGUGCAAAAUUUGUGGAAAUGAUUGUGGCUGCGAAUAACUACAAGCAGAAAACCACUGCUCCAGUGAAACCGGAGCCAAAGAUGGUCCAGUCGCAAAUGAUGGGUCCACCGGUCAUGCAACAACCUCCCCAUUACUCUCAGCAGCAAGCCACCUCGCCGCAAAUGGUUUCUCCCCAGUCUGCAAUGCAUCACUCGCUGAAUCACCACCACAACCUGCUUCCUCCUCAUCAAAGCAUGCAGCAGCAGCAACAGCUCUCACCAGGAACGCAGCUGAUGCAAAACGAAGUGGUCGAAGACGUUGUGCGCUCCUUGGACAAGUUACUCGCUUCAUCGUCGAUUGCGGAAAAGGCAAAGUACCUCGGUAUGCCUGACCGUAUCCCACUCCCGCCUCAGUUCGAACAAAACAUGGUCAACCGCCCGUCAAUGGCACCACACAAAAUGCAACCAGACAUCAUGAACGGACAUUCAUCAAACCAUUUUGAGCCGAUCAACAUUUUCUCCGAUGACCUGAUACCACUGCCUGCCGAUUUCAUUAGACGAGAAAAUGAGAGGAUGCAAGGUUAUCCGCAAGCGCACGAAAAUCCCUUAACACAAAGCAGGCUUUUUAAUCUGCAACAUAAAGAGGAGAUGCCAGGAAACAGAGCAAACAGCUGGAUGAAUUCCUCGGCAAUGAUGCAACAGAACGGACCGCGCCUCUCUAGACUGGAAACGACAUACAGCCCGACACCUGAAAGAAUUGCCGAAAGGAUGUACCGAUCUCAAAGUCCGCCUCAUCCUGACCACGAGCAACCGACCGGAAACUCUGAAAUGAUGGAACAGGCGCCGCCACCCACGCUGAGCUACGCCAGUGUGCUGAGGCAGAAACCGCAGCCGACAACUCCAACGAUGGGGCUGAACAAGUCGCUUCUGGACGACCCUUUCGCAGUGCUGAGGGAGUUGGGCACCCGCAGCGCCAGCCAGCUGCAGAGCAACAAUAAUCUACCCUACAGACCUUACAACCACAACUAAAACUUCUUGCGUGUAACCGAUUGGGACAUUUUGCAUUUGUUGAGGAGGAUUUUAAACGGUUUUUCAAUCAAAAGUAAUCAGCAUGCAGUUUUCCCCCCUAUUACCUAUCCAGUACAGGCUUUUGUUUUGAAUUUAACAAGCGCCACACCAGCGGCACGUUUCCCAUUCCUACUUCAUCUGGUUGCAAACUAUGCUUGGCUGUCGGCAACCAGUCCCCUGGGGGUUUUCGUCCCGAAGAAGGUUUCCCCCAAAAAUAUACUCAAAUGAAGUUAGCAGAUUGAAAUGUUCAAAAUAAAAUACAGAAAAACUAAUAAAAAUGAUAAAAUA